Molecule: messenger RNA, 924 nt
Organism: Nicotiana attenuata
Lineage: Eukaryota; Viridiplantae; Streptophyta; Magnoliopsida; Solanales; Solanaceae
Exons: 2
Coding region: 1-924 (307 amino acids)
Source: RefSeq, a predicted model, not a curated record
AUGGCAGAGCACUUGAGUGAAGAACGGAUGACUAGUCAUGAAGAGACCGAGAUCUCCUGGACAGGUGAUGACUCUGAAGGUAUCACUCCUUCGUCUGUUGAAAUCGCCAUGGAACCCCAAGAAAAGGAGGAAAUAGAGAAUACAUUGUACAUUGCAUCAGAAGGGGUCAUUAUUGAAAAAUAUGUAGAAGGAUCUGAGCCACAGGGGGAAGGAACAGAAGAAGAGGGGGCAAUUAUGCCAUUUGAACAGCCGGCACAAGAUGAUGCUACUGGGGCCCCAAAUAAUGAACCUGAUCCCUCCAUGGAGAAUCCAGGUCAGGAGUCAUCUGACCAGGUCAGUGUUGAUCCUGCUCCAUCUCCCUACUUUGAUGCUGAUCCUUUUAAUAUGGUGGUGCCUGAGACAAAUCCUGAAAGUGAAGAAGGCGCAAAUGAGUUGGUGUAUGCUAGUUUCAUCAGGGCUAGUUCAGAUCCACCUCCUAAGCGACCUACUACUCGGUUACAACAAAAGGAGGCUCUAGAGUUUGCUCUCAAGAAGAGUAAAAGGAGUAGAAGAAGGAGAAGGUUGGUCAAAGAUGGAAAAGUGGUACAAGCAGAGGAUGUUCCUGUAGUGAAUGUGGAUGAGGAAACCAAAGAGGAACCUAGUUCCCUUAAAAAGUUGGCAAAAAGUUCUGGUGACAAGACAGUAAAGGAGCGUGGUGACAAGUCUGAUGAGGAAGAAGUGGAGAAAUCUGGUGAACAUAGACAGAGAAAGUCAGUGGAGAAGGAAAAUUCUGUUGGGAAGUCAGCAAAAAGAAAGAGGGAUGAUGAUGAUAAGGAACCUGGUUCCGUCAAGAAAGGAAAAGUGAGUGAAACUCUGAGGUCUGAGAAAAGGAAGCUGGGGAAUCAGAAAUGCUUUGGGGCUGCACAUUUGCCUCCGACAUUCUAG